UGGUUGCUCAUUCAUUGCACGCCACUCCGGGCCGUUGGCCCUCUCCAAUGAUUGCAAUCAUUCUUGCGAUUAUUGCUCUUCUCUCGAUUUUUUCCGUGUAAUCUCUGCUCUCGAUGCCCGCUUCGCUUGCUCCUUGCAGGUAUCCUUCGAGGCCGGAGAACUUGGAAUGCUUAGCCCUUGAGGAGAGCAAGAGCACAAUGCAGCAGAGAAGCAGACAGCGCUGCCGGGAGGUGUCACCGGCUGCGGCGGAGUUCGGCCUGCGUCGGGCCUCCGUGAGCCCAGCUCCACCUGAAGGUCAUUAUGGCUUCAAAAAACAGUUAAAUGAGACGUGCACAGCAAGUGGUUUUGGUCGCAACAUAAGUUUUUUAGCAGAAGAGCAUUCUCUUGAUAAUAGGAUAAAGAAAAGUCCAUGCAAGAAAACCAGUGAAGUCCUGAUAAAGGAUUUGAUAGAGGAAGAGUUGUCGAAAGGGAAAGAAACUAAGCAUUCUUCACCCAGUUUAAUUGCUAAGCUGAUGGGUCUUGAUUCAUGCCCCUCUCUUGUCAAACAAAAGAGGAAUACAAAUAUCCCAGGCCUUUUCGGAAAUUAUGUGGAUGCUGAGGACUUGAUGCAAUGGAAACAUAAGGACAGUCAAGAGCUCAAAGAGGUUUUUGAGAUAAGCAAUGCAAACACAAGGAGGAAGCAGGCAAGUCACUCUGAUAUGAUGGCAAAACAUAGACAAAGAGCAUAUGAAGAUUAUGUGAGGAAUGAGAGGGAGGACUUUAUGGAUGUAAGUGGGCAAUCACCUAUUGAAUUGUUUCACAAAUAUAAAGAAUUCAGUGGUACAUUUGGAAUUUCAGAUUCAAGCAAGGAUCUUUUUUGGGAACUUCUCCAAGAUUCCAACUCUUUAUUUGCAAAGCAUCUUCAAGAUCUGAAAUAUGCUCCCUCAUCUCAUCGAAGUAAGAUCGCAAUACUAAAACCAUCUGAAUGUAGGACCGAGAAUGGGAGGGAUAAAGUUCAGUGUAGGUCAUCCAAAACAGGAAAAAGUAAUGAUAGGCUUGCUCAUAUGCAUCAGGAAAUCACAGGCUCUUCUAAGACACAUGCAGCAAGACUUAGAAAAUGCCAUGUCGAGGAAGACACAGGCUCUGUUCCAUAUAAUUUAUUGGCGCUGCAGAGGGGCAGAUCCCGAUCCCGAACUGCUGUUCGUCCUGCUGACAUUGUUAUCUUGAAACCAACCCUUGAGAAAGCACAAAAGGUUGCAGAGGCUAGUUUUUUAACCCAUGGUGACCUCUGGUUUAAUUCCAAGAAAGACAGAAAACUUGCAGCAUUGAGAACUCAGGAGUUUCAUGAUCAGAAACAUAUAGAUAUUUUUCCCCAUGAAAAGGAUGGCAUGGAUCACAAAGUAAAUUAUUCAGAAGAAAACUACAGAAAGAUCACACCAAAGAUGAGGCACAACAGGAAUAGACUUAGCAAAUUAAAUUUUAGCCCUCGAGUCACUGUGUACACUGGAGACAGGUACUCAAUAAUGAUGCCAGACAUAGCAAAGCUCACCCACUCAGAUUCAGUUCCUCAGUCCCCUGACCCCUUUGGGGAGUGGGGUAAUAGAUUCAUCCCAUCGUCGAUGUAUUCAACUAAAUCUCGUGUGAGCAUGGAGGAUCUGAACCACCACUAUUUUGAGAGACGGAAUGUGACUCAUCAGCUUCAGAACAUGGGACUUAUUUCUCAACGCUCGAGCACACCUGGUGAAACUCUUGAACUAUCUGAGGAAGUGACCGGAAAAUUUACUGUGGAUUUUUUAAAUAGUAAAAACAUAUCAACGGAAUACUUAUCUAGAGAUGAAAUUCUUGAUAGUUGGAGUUGUCAGUUUGGUACUAGCUGCAAGGAUGCCCCAAGAGAUGGGUGCUCCAGAUUUUCUUCAAGACCCAAUUCACAUCUAGCUUCAGUUAGUGCGAAAUUUGGUGACAGAAAAAGAGUUGGUGGUAGCACCACUAUAAUCAAAGAUGUAGCAGAUGUAAAAUCCUAUGUUUCUUUAGGCAUACUGUCAGCUAAGCAAUCUGAGCACCAAAACUAUAAUUAUCAACUAGCUGACUAUGUCGCAGUGAAAAAUAUGGUACCUGAACGGGAGAUUCAUAUUAACUCAGAGGGACUUAGAAAAAGAGUUCAUGAGGAAGAUCUUAUCACCAAGACUGAGUUAAACACUGCAACUAAAGUUUUGACCACUUGGGAAGAGCAAGCGACGAAGUCUGCAUUUCAUGUUCCACCAGACAAUGGAUAUGGUUAUCAUAAGGAUAUAGUACUUCAGGAAAAAUCAAGUGACCAUAUUGUCAAAUUACAACCUCUAAGCUUCAAUGACCUUGAACAGCCUAGUCCAGUCUCUGUUCUAGAGACUCCGUAUGAAGAUGAAACUUAUAGCUCAGGUUGCUUUGGAAGAUUGAGUGCAGAUCUUAAAGAGCUACGAAUGCAACUUGAGCAUCUAAAAAUGGACUCGGCCGCUAUAUGUACAGAGGAGAGUCAGGUUCUCUUGCUAAGCGAUGAAUAUUGCAAAGAAGAUGAUUGUGUGUUUCUACCUUUAGUAGAUCUACAUGAAGCAAGAUUCAGAGAUAUUGAUGAUAGAGACUUCACAUACCUACUUGACAUACUUUUGGAGUCAGGAACCAAAAGUAUUCACGACAAUAAGCUCUUAAAAGAGCACUGCUUGUUCGGGUUUGCUCUAGACCAAAGUCUUUUUGUUGAUCUCGAGAAGAAGUAUGGUGGAAUUUCUUCAUGGUCAAGAUCAGAGCGAAGAUUGUUAUUCGAUCUUGUAAAUUACAGUCUAGCAGAUUUAGUUACCUCAUACCUGGAUGUCCACCCUGGGAUUACUAUAUCAAAGCUACGUCUACCAACAUAUGACAGUGAAAGUAUUGUUGAAGCUGUGUGGCAAAUGGUGGUGAAGCAAAGGAAAGAGCUACAAUGCAGUCAGGAAAACAAGAUCCUUGAGACAGCAUGGUUGGGCUGGAGAUAUGAUGUUGAUGUGAUCGCUAUAGAUAUUGAGGAGAUGCUAAAUGCCGAUCUUUUGCAGGAACUCGUCAGUGAGCUUCUAUGACAGUUUGGUGGAGGCAUCAUUUUCUUCAAGCUACUUUGGUGGUAACAACCCAUCCCAAUUAUCUCAUCUCUCCAAUUUAGCAACUAGCAGAUGUAUAAGAGCUGAUUUCUCGAAAAUCUACAACAGUUUUUUGCCUCAAAAUUCGUGUGAUGUACCUUCUAACCGAGAAAUUUAUGCAGUUAUCAUAAUUAGACUUGACAAGAAUAUAAAUAUAUAAACUUAGAUUAAUUAAGUGACUUGCAAUCUAAUUAAGCAGCUCUUCUUGAAGGCACUAAAUUUCAAAAAU
Zingiber officinale is the source of this 3345-nucleotide messenger RNA. RefSeq lists its product as uncharacterized. Bases 114 to 3059 code for a protein of 981 amino acids. The transcript is spliced from 5 exons. Lineage: Eukaryota; Viridiplantae; Streptophyta; Magnoliopsida; Zingiberales; Zingiberaceae. The record is from RefSeq and is a predicted model, not a curated record.